This is a messenger RNA of Lepidothrix coronata (blue-crowned manakin), 2674 nucleotides long. RefSeq lists its product as uncharacterized. The transcript has 6 exons. Bases 1336 to 2280 code for a protein of 314 amino acids. The record is from RefSeq and is a predicted model, not a curated record. NCBI's taxonomy places the organism in Eukaryota, Metazoa, Chordata, Aves, Passeriformes, Pipridae.
AGACAGGGCCUUUACAACAACUUGGCAUUUGUUGUUCUUGGCUGAAUACUUAAAUUCUCCUUGACAAAUUCAGUUUGAGGGCAUAGAUGGAUUUUGGGCCUGGAUAUGAAAUCUAGCCUGUUCCUCUCCACAGGCCUUCCCAGGUGCUCUGUGAAAGCCUCUUGUUCCUUCAAGCUGUAGUUCCACAGUGCUUAAUGUCAGGUUUGGAUGCUCCAAAUAAUUUCUUAAUACAAACCUGACCUUUACCAGGUACAGGCACAACAUCACAACCAUGCUGAAUUUGUCAGACCAAGUAAUAUGGUGUUGAGGGAGACCUGUGGGUUUUGGGAUGCAGGAGAGCUGAUCCAACGUGAAGCCUUUUUGUUCAAAGCUAUCAAUCAGUGUGAUUUUUUUACAGAGUCUCUGCUCUGUGCUGUGUGGCCUGGGACCUUUUCACCAUCAGAGGGGAUUUUCCUGUAUUCCUGAAACUGCUCCUUUCCUCCCCUGAGAUAACGGUCCAUGAGGAUCAAUCCCCUUUUGCCAACUCUGAAUCCAUUAGGAGUGAAUUUCCCAAGCCCUGGUACACUGGCCUUGCGCUGUACAAAGGGUAAACACUGCCCAUGUCCAAGCUGUAAGACAGAACGGAGAAGCCAAUCUGCCCAGACACGAGUGAGCUCUGUGGUCACACAACUAAUGUUUCGCUCUUGGGGAAUUUGGCAUUCAAACCCAGAGGUACGGGACAGUGCUCUCUCCAGACCCAAGGGCAGGCUCUGCAGCGUCAGCAGCUCCCAUGCAGGAGUUUCUACAUGGGCAUCUCCAGUUCUGCUUGCUGUGACCUUCCAGGCUGCCAAGGAGACGUGAGGCUCUGCCGGGGACCUGCCAGCCUUGUGUGAUGAGCAGCCACUUGCCAGGACUCACACCAAGCUUCCCGGGACACUGAGCUGCUGCUUGGCAUCCUGACCGCUUCUGAUUCCUUGCUGUGCUGCUGGCAGGGUGGGAUUGAUGUCCAGUUUGGGACGCCUGUCACCAUCCUCUGUGCCCUUGGCAGGCUGGGGGACCAAGCUGGACCCCUCACUCUAAGGGGGCUCUGUGUGAGCGAGGGACGGGUUUGGGGCUGUCCAUAUUCAUCCUGGUGGGAAGAGCCACCUCCUUUCCAUCUGGGAACCGUGUCACUGCUGGAAGCUGGAAAUGGCACCACAUGCACCACGGGCCAGAGCCAGCAGCCUGGCAGCAGGGCAGUAGCUGAGCCUGAGCACCAUCCCCCAGGGCUUGGAGCUGCCUGGGGGGCUGCCGGAGUCCCCAGCACAGGCGUGCCCCAGGGAUGUAGGAGCCGGGAGCAGGAGGGGCCCUGCAGCCAUGGGCCGGCUGGACGACCAUGCCAAGAGGAGGAUCGUGGAGCUGCGCCGGGCUGGGCUGAGCUUCCGCAAGAUCAAGAAGGUGCUGGAGCUGGACGACAUCCGGGUGACGCCGCAGGCCGUGUACCUCUUCCUCAAGAGGAAGAGCGUAGAGCCGGGGCUUGCAGCACCUGGCUGGGACAGGGACCAGCCCUGGCCUCCACUGCAGGGGCACGACGAGGCUGAGCCCCCCAGGCUGCUGGGCACCCGGCCCCCUGCAGUGCCCCUGGGGGAUCCCACAGGCAGCCAGGACACCAAGGAGAGCAUACAGAUGGUUAGUGUGGCCUCCCUCUGCAAGGACGAUGGGCAGCUCGGGGACACCCUGCCCGUGGGGCCGGCCCCUGGGAACGGUGACGACAGCUCCACAGGCACCCUCUUGGCUCCGGGGAGCUGCCCCGCUCUGAGGGGCUUGGCCACCCCCCAUCAGCCACUGCCCAGCCGAGGGCGGCUGGUCACACCUCACACCAGGAACCCAGCCCUGGUGGUGAAGAAGACAACUGUGGACAGGGCUGUUCUCUGGCAGAAAAAGGUCAAAGAUGCCAGCACUCAGACUGCCCUGCUGAACCCCGUGGGUCCAGAAAAUCACCAACUUGCUUGGGGUGUGCCAGUGCCCCCCUCUGCUCCCAGUUCCCAAGCCAUUGCUGAGAAGCUGGACACUGUGCAGACGGAGGUGCAGAGGCUGAGCCAGGCCCUGCACGUGGUGCUGGAGCAGCAGUGCCGCCUGGAGCGCCAGCAGGAGCACCAGCAGCGGCUGCAGCAGGAGGUGCUGAUGACGCUGCAGCAGCUCAGCUCGACCGUGAGCCACGGGGCCGUGCCAGCCAACCAGCCCCGCGGCCCCUUCAGCAGCAUGGCCGAGCCCUCGCCCACCCUGCCCAACUUCAGCCAGUUCAAGAUGGAGCUGAUGUGAGCUCCCGCAGUGCCGGUGCGCUCCAGUGCUGUGCUGAUGGAGCCGGGAGGAAGAACCACCUCUCAGAGGCUGCCCGAGGAUUACGUGCAGCACCCAGCAGAGAAGGUCCCUGGUGCCUCGUGUUCUCAGCCCUACUGACUGGAAGGGGCUGCCUGGCACAAGGGGCUGGGCAGUGGAAGGCUGAGGCUUCACUCCUGUGCUGCUCAUCCUGGCUGGUGCUGGAGCUGGCUGGCGGCCCCCUAAGAGGGACACAGCAGGGAGGUGGGACUCAAAGGAAACAUGAGGCUUCCUGCUCAUGAGGGUCAAUCACAAGUGCUGUGAUGGUCAAUCACAGGAACACCUCCUGUCCUCCCUCUGCAGAACGUUGUUCAGUAAAAACCUAUUUACACCAUGA